AUGGGUAGACCUAUAACCUGUCUCAUCCUAAUCGCCUAUCUCUGGCUAUCAGCCACCUCAAAAGUGCUGCCGAUCGACGAGGAAGACCAACUUCUGUACGAGCGAUUCGCACGGCAAGGUGUCGAAAAAUUCAACCAUCAAUCGAACGACGCCUACAAAUGGGAACUCGACAGAACGUGGGAGGUGGAGAGAAAAUUGUCCGGCGGCAUUCACUACUCCAUUUUUGUCACAUUGGUCAAAACCGAUUGUAAGAAGGGUCAGGAGGAGGUGGAGGGGAGAAAGUGUCGGAAGACAGAUACUCUCAAGAAAUGCCAAGUUGAGAUUAGUCGUCGUGUGAAGAGACAUGGAUACGGUCUCAAGGACGUUGCUCAUAUCAAGCACUGCGAGGAGGAGUUCACAAGAAACAUUGAUAAGUUCGAUCAUCGCAAGAUCCAACUCACACACGAUGAUUCAAUUACUGUUCAAGAAUUGAGAAAAGCGAAAAUCAUCCGGCCAAGAGACUACGUCAUCUGGAACUCCUUCUUGGACUUUAUUGAUAGACACGAGAAACGUUACUCCAACAAACGCGAAGUCCUCAAAAGAUUCCGUACUUUCAAGAAGAACGCCAAAGUGAUCCGAGAACUUCAGAAGAACGAACAAGGAAGCGCUGUGUAUGGAUUCACAAAGUUUUCUGAUAUGACAACGAUGGAAUUCAAGCAAACGAUGCUUCCGUAUCAAUGGGAGCAACCAGUCUAUCCAAUGGCUGAAGCUGAUUUUGAGAAAGAAGGCGUCACGAUUUCCGAAGACGAUCUUCCAGACUCGUUUGAUUGGAGAGACCAUGGAGCUGUGACUCAAGUGAAGAAUCAAGGAAAUUGCGGAAGUUGUUGGGCAUUCUCAACUACUGGAAAUGUCGAAGGAGCUUGGUAUUUGGCGAAGAAGAAGUUGGUUUCGCUUUCGGAACAGGAGUUGGUUGAUUGUGAUAGUGUCGAUCAGGGAUGUAAUGGUGGAUUGCCAAGUAAUGCCUACAAAGAGAUCAUGCGUAUGGGCGGUCUGGAACCAGAAGACGCCUAUCCAUACGAUGGAAAAGGUGAAACUUGUCACAUUGUCCGAAAAGACAUCGCUGUCUACAUCAACGGAUCCGUCGAGCUGCCACACGACGAGGUGAAGAUUCAGAAGUGGCUCGUCACCAAGGGACCCAUUUCUAUUGGUCUCAACGCGAACACUCUCCAAUUCUACCGCCAUGGCGUUGUUCACCCCUUCAAGAUCUUCUGCGAACCGUUCAUGCUCAAUCACGGAGUUCUGAUUGUCGGCUACGGAAAAGACGGUCGCAAACCAUACUGGAUUGUGAAGAACUCGUGGGGACCGACGUGGGGAGAGUCCGGAUAUUUCAGACUGUACCGUGGAAAGAAUGUUUGUGGAGUACAGGAGAUGGCUACGUCGGCUCUUGUUAACUAA
This is a messenger RNA of Caenorhabditis briggsae, 1434 nucleotides long. It is a transcript of the gene Cbr-tag-196, whose product is annotated as Protein CBR-TAG-196. The transcript has 7 exons. The record is from RefSeq and is a predicted model, not a curated record. Bases 1 to 1434 code for a protein of 477 amino acids. Lineage: Eukaryota; Metazoa; Nematoda; Chromadorea; Rhabditida; Rhabditidae. Gene Ontology annotation, molecular function: cysteine-type endopeptidase activity; cysteine-type endopeptidase inhibitor activity. Gene Ontology annotation, cellular component: lysosome.